Molecule: messenger RNA, 501 nt
Organism: Closterium sp. NIES-65
Lineage: Eukaryota; Viridiplantae; Streptophyta; Zygnematophyceae; Desmidiales; Closteriaceae
Source: the annotation of a GenBank genome assembly
AUGGAGGAGGGGAGGGCGGUGGGGUUGGCAGUGCAGUCAGUGGCAGCAGACCACACGACGCAACUAGGCCACCCGGCGCCCCCUCCGGACGGCACCCCUGCGCCAGUGCAGUGGCUGGAGCACCUGGAGGUGCUGCUGGUGGUGGCAGGGUCGCAGCAGGUCCUGGUGCUGUGCCGCGCACUGCAGGGCUCCGAGGCUGCUCUGGAGCCCCAGGAGUUUGAAGACACACGCGUGCUCAAUGAGGAGCGUGUGUCGCCCGCAUCGCUACCUGAUCCCGAUGCUUCUCCUCCUGCUGCUGAUGUUCUUGGUGCUGCUGGUGCUGUUGUUGGUGCUUGCGGUGUGGGAACAGGGUCGGGUGCAGCAGGGGAAGCGGCAAGAGCUGUGGCCGAGGGCGGGGGAGGAAGUGCGGGGGAGAAGUGGCCGACGAGAGUUGGGGGAGGGGCGUCAGCGGAGGAGCAGGGGGGCACAGGGGGGGAGAGGGCAGUGGCGCGGGACAUAUAG